Molecule: messenger RNA, 1166 nt
Organism: Dreissena polymorpha
Lineage: Eukaryota; Metazoa; Mollusca; Bivalvia; Myida; Dreissenidae
Product: tetraspanin-4-like
Exons: 8
Coding region: 188-952 (254 amino acids)
Cellular component (GO): membrane
Source: RefSeq, a predicted model, not a curated record
ACAGGGCAUAUGUAUUUACCGCCAACCUUAAUUGGUGAUUUUUAACCUCGUCCCAUUUAACAAUUUGUAUUCGUUUUGGCAGAGUCAAAAUGGCCUCCGAAAUAUUUUUUGGAAAGAAUUGAAAGAUUCUGUAGGCAGCCUAUUCCUUUCCAAAAGGCUACAACUGCAACCGAAGGCGUCAGUGAAGAUGGGUGCUGGUAGGGGGGAUAAGGGGAAAGGCCCAGCCUAUGGUGUUGUGAAAUAUUUGUUCAUUGGUUUCAAUAUUUUAAUUUGGCUGCUAGGUUUUGGAGUUCUAACAGUUGGAGUAUGGAUGCAUCUGAACCGGGCCCCCCACUCAAGCCUGCUUCCCAACACGUCGUUCCUAGCCGCCACAGUUGUGACCAUCUGUGCUGGAGCUUUGCUCUUUAUUGUGGGGUUCUGCGGCUGCUGCGGUGCCAUUCUUGAAUCUCAGUGCAUGCUGAUAACUUAUUUCACAUUUGUGCUGGUUAUAUUUGGACUGGAAAUGGCUGCUACAGCAUGGUGCCUUACUCACAAAAAAGAGAUUGAGCGCCAGUUGCAUGAGGAGGUUCUGCUCAGUCUUCACAGGGAUUAUGACCCCCAACUGGCAGGGUCUGCGGAGGGAGGGGUGGUAGCCAUAGUGGACAGUAUUCAGACUGAUCUGAAGUGUUGUGGCGUAGACAACCAUACAGACUGGUAUAGCCUACCUGCUUGGAAGGGUAAAAACAAUGUGCCAUCAUCGUGUUGUGUUCAGGAGUAUGAUGGGUGUGGUGACGCGGGGAGCAACGCUGACAUUUACACCAGGGGCUGUCUUGGUGAAGUGAAGUACUGGUUGAUGAGGAACAUGUACAGCCUAGGAAUGCUGGCUCUGGGGAUGGCUGUCUUGCAGAUUCUAACGAUGACUGCUGCAGUUGCGAUGUUUUGUUGUCUCAGGAAGAACCAAUCCAUCCUGUGAUACAUAUACCCUAAGCUCAACAACUAUUUCAACCUGGCUGCAUUACUUUCAAGAUUGUUUAACUUAAUAUUAGUAGUAGACAUUCAACCAUUGAAUAUCAAAGGUCACGUGCAACAAGUAUGAAAAUCAAAGCUCUUGUGUAACAACCUGUCAGUCUGUAAUGUUGAGUAUUAAAGCUGACUUGUAAUAAGUACUCUCAUUGGUCUGUGUUUUU